GCCAGUGAUGCUGUAAGUAGAUAAUUCAGUGUUCGUACAAGUUCCUGUCUACAGUUUCCUCCUCUCAGGCACACAAACUGCUGCUUUAGAGUAAAUAUCAAACCAUAGGAUUCAACACACAAAGGCAGCUCAUAAAAAUAAAAAUCAGAUCAAAGACUAAAGAGCCAAACCUCGCCAGCCGUGCAAGCAGCACAGUUCUUCUAUCAUGGUUGACAACAUCGUCACAAAGCCUCUUGGGUUAGUUGUGAUCAUCGCAGCUCACAUGGUAUUCAAUGGCCCUAGCCGAGCUGAGGUCACUGGGCUCCUCAGUAACAACAUCACCCUUCAAUUCCCAUUUAAUGUCAGCAUCUCAAAUAACAGUCAUUUUGCAGUUUAUAUAGAUAGCAAAAAGAUUGCUGAGUAUCGACAGGGCGACAGGACAGGAGUUUUUGAUGUUUACAGCAAAAAUACUACUGUAUUUUACCACAUUACAAAUCUCAACCUAAAUGACAGUGGAUAUUACUGGGCCAGUUUGUUUAAAGAAGGAUAUGCUGAAGAAAGUGACAAGGUGCAGCUGAUCGUCAGAGAGGAGAACAGAAGCAGCACGGUUCCUCCAGAGCUGAAUAACAACACAACACCUGAAAACAGUGAAAGGCCCAGUUUCUCUCACAUCAUCACUGUGUUUGUGGUUUCACCUGUCGUUCUGCUGGCUGCAAUAUUUCCCUGGUUGAUAUGGUGUCUUGUGAGAACACAAGACAAAGACCAACCACCACCACAGCAAACCUCUAAUCACACAGUACAAGAAAUAAUUGAGGUGUCCAACAAUGUGCCUGCACCCUCAGUGGUCUACAGCGUCCUGGACUUUCCCAAAAGACCUUCGGCAGUUUUGGAAAUAAAUCCAAAUGAUACAGAGUACGCUGCUGUCAGUUAUCUCCCCGAAAAGAUGUGAGUGUGACGUGCCACUGAAUGUAAACCACCUGGUCUUUUCUUUGGUUUAAGAAAAGGUAUGCAAAAUAACUAAUAUAUAAUCUAAAUAAAUAUAUUUUGAGAAAGUGUAAUAAAUACUUUUUGUAAAGCAAUGAUGAUGAAUCCUUCCAGCAUGUGGGCUCCUUGCAAUGAUUAGCAAGCAAAAACGUUUGGAGGGAAAUAGUCACUAUUCUGCAAGGGUCUUAAGUAAGUAGGUGUCACUUCAUUUUCAGUGGUCUCGAGAUAGAAAUGGUGACAACUGCUGUGGCAAACCACAAGCCAGUACAGUAGCAAACUAACUUCAGGGUCAUCUGGCUACUAAACCCUUAAAGGGAAAGUCAGGUGAGACUCUGUAUUUUUGUUAUUGUUAACAAAUGCCAUAAAAAAGACCAAGACCAACAAUGAAUUUACAGUGAGGAAAAUAAGUAUUUGAACACCCUGCUAUUUUGCAAGUUC
This is a messenger RNA of Micropterus salmoides (largemouth bass), 1401 nucleotides long. RefSeq lists its product as uncharacterized. The transcript is spliced from 5 exons. NCBI's taxonomy places the organism in Eukaryota, Metazoa, Chordata, Actinopteri, Centrarchiformes, Centrarchidae. The record is from RefSeq and is a predicted model, not a curated record. Bases 206 to 928 code for a protein of 240 amino acids. Gene Ontology annotation, cellular component: membrane; external side of plasma membrane. Gene Ontology annotation, biological process: positive regulation of T cell apoptotic process; negative regulation of immune response.